AUGGUGCUGACACGCGAACAAGGUACACCUGUGAUGACCAGCUUGACGCAGACAUGCCGUGGCAGCGUUGCCCGCGGAGCUGGCUGUCAGAGCAACCCGCCAGCUGUGGACAUGCUGACAGACUGUGUGGCAAAAGGCCUGCUUCCAGGCGAUGCCGUCAUCACGUGCUACGCAGUGGCUCCAGAUGACAGUGUCAUCCCGGCAGACUCCUGUGAUGCCAUCGCGGAUAAGGGCGUCAUUGGCAUGUAUGCUGUGGGCGGGCUCUCGGAUUUUUCGAGCGGGGUUGUGAAGGUUCAAGUUCAGAACACUGAUAUCAACUUCGCCCCCAGGUAUGGAGGUGCCACUGCUUUAGUGAGGCGAAUGGGAGAAGCCCGCGGGGUUGUUCUUGGUGUUUCUCUCGCGCAAGCGGGCAAUCCAUGCCCAACUGUGCCCGUUGUCAACAACUCCCAAGAUCUCAGUUCCUGCAACAAUGCCUUUGAUGGCUUCCUUUGUGCGGUUCCAUGUGCAACAGGAUUUAUCCCGAGUGGUGGAGGUUACAUUUGCAACAACGGAACCUAUGAAGCGCUCGAGACCAUUCCCCAGUGUGUGCAAACAUGUGCACAGGCAUACCAUCCCUGCCAGCCUGGAUUCAUCCAACAGUCUGCGGAGGCUCCUGCUGUGAGUGAAGACUUUUGCUGCUUGAGGACUUGCGCAGCUCACACUUGCCCAGCAGGGCACAUUCCUGUUCAAGCGAAGUUGGCCUCUACGGUUGUGUCGGAUGCCGACUGCUGUGAAAUGACUUGCAGCGCUUUCGACUGUCCCUCAGGCUACGUGAGGAAUCCGAGCAUGCUGACGAGUGCGCCGGUGUCGCAGCAAACUUGCUGCGUGGAAUCUUGCUCUCGCUUCUCAUGCCCGGCAGAUCAUGCGACCUGCGCCACAUUUGGGUGCCCGGACGGUUAUGUUGCAAAUCCAGCUCAGAGUGCCUCCACCGUACUGUCGCGAGCAAGUUGCUGCGAAGCCACCUGUGCUACCUUCACGUGCCCUGCAGGCUAUGUGACAGACCUUGCAGGGCUGGCGUCCACCACGCUGUCCCAGUCCAGCUGCUGCAAAGCGACAUGUGCCACUUUCACAUGCCCUGCAGAUUACAUAGCUCGUCCAUUGCUUUCACGAUCAACUACGGUGACCCAGUCCAACUGCUGUCAAGCCACUUGUGCCACAUUCACCUGCCCUGCAGAUUAUGUGGCCAACCCAGACCGCAGGCUGGCCACUGAUCUCAGUCAGCAGAGCUGCUGCCAAGCCACUUGUGCAACUUUCUCGUGCCCUACAGGAUUUGUAGCAAACCUGUCCAACUCUGCGUCCACGCUGGUGUACACAGAGGAAUGCUGCACAGCUCAAUGUGCUGCGCUCAGCGUGUGCCCUGCAGGCUAUGUGGAAAUCAGCUCCAACUUUGGAACCAGUACCUCCGAGUGCUGCUUGGCGACCUGUGCUGUGUUUCCAUGUCCAGACGGGCAAGUUGCAGAUGCCUCCCAGGCCACUUCUACGAGCGUGUCUGUAAGUGACUGCUGCCAGGACACGUGUGCCCUGUUUACGUGCCCGGCAGAUUAUGUGCCAAACCCAGCUGCUGUCAGCAGCACCAAUCUCACAACUGAGACAUGUUGCGAGGCCACAUGUGCCACAUUCACAUGCCCUGCAAAUUACCUUCCGGUGGACGAGUCCUCUUCCAUCACUGCCGUGUCUCUUGGUAGCUGCUGCUCGGCAACGUGUGCGACUCUGACAUGCCCAGCAGGGACCCAAGCAAUUGCGCAUCGCCAGUCCUCUACACUGGUGACUCAGUCGCAUUGUUGCGAAGACACUUGUGCCACCUUCCAAUGCUAUGGAGGCUUUGUCGUGGAUCCCGCCCAGACACCCUCGACCACAGUGACCUUGGACAACUGCUGCCGUCCGACAUGUGCGCUCUUUGCUUGCCCGAUGAGUCAUGUCGCAGAUCCAGCAAAAUCAGCCCUCACCGAUCUUUCUGUGUCAGACUGCUGCCAGCCGACGUGUGCUGCUUUUCAAUGCCCCUCUGGCUAUCUGCCCGACCUGGUUGCAUCCGCCUCAAUCGACGUCUCAACGGGAGCCUGCUGCGAUGCAACUUGCGCAACAUUCAGCUGUCCCGUCGCAUAUGUAUCUGAUCUCAGCCAGCUCACGUCAACUGUGGUGAACCAGGAAACAUGCUGUGAGGCCACCUGUGCCAGCCUCGCCUGUAACGCUGGCUACUCGCCAGUUCUCGACCAAGAGACCUCCACAAAUGUCUCUCAGUCGAACUGCUGUGCGGCAACUUGUGCAGUCUACCAGUGUCCCGAAGGUUUCACCGCCAACCCUGCCAACCAGUCUUCCACAAAUUUGGACGUGACGAGCUGCUGCCUUCCAACGUGUGCUACUUUGCUGUGCCCUGCGGGUUGGGAGUUUGCCUUGGGCCAGGAAAACUCCACGGACGUCACGGUUGAGACUUGCUGCGAGAGCUGCCCGGCAGGCAGCUUCAAGACCGAUGAGGACCCGGUGUCUGGCCCAGGCUAUUUGAGGGAACGUUGCGCAUUGUGCCUGCCAGGGUUUUGGAAUCCUUCGAUCGGGCAGCGCGCGUGCAGCGCUUGCCCAGCGAAUUGGACAACGCCGGCUGAAGGUGCCACGCAAUCUUCCCAGUGCACUUGCAAGGAGGGCUUUUACAAGGAUGACGGACUUUGCAUAAGUUGCAUGGCCAAUGCGGUGUGCCCCGGGGCUGAUUUUCAGCCUCACUCGUCCCACGGCCACUGGAGUCCUGACGCGCGAACCUUCUGGAGCUGCUUUCCUUCAGACUCCUGCCUGGCGGGCAGCACAACAUCCACCAAUGAAUGUGCCGCUGGAAGGGCUCCGGAUGGUGUUCGAUGUGUGCCAUGUGCAGAGGACCAUUACAUGACAAACGCCGUAUGCUACCAGUGCAGCGGAUUCCAGAAGGUCCUUAGCAUCAUGGGACGGAUUGUUCUAGUCCUGGCUUUGCUUGCCACCAUGGUGAUCCUGCGAUGGGAGGCUGCCACGGAUGUCCUGAAUACCAGCUUCCGAGAGGUCUGCAGGCAUCACAAGAAGGUCUUGGGACGGCUGGGGCAGGCCAUGACAAUGGAAGCCGAAGCUACGCUGUUCUUUGCAGCCAUUGCAGUCCUGCAGUUCCUGUGGGUGUUUACGUUGUUCCCGAACUGGCAAUCGAGCACAGGGCCCCUUCAGGAUGUUUGGAAAGCCAUCGUGACCCUCGCUGCUUUCGAUACCAGCGUGUUCACACACUGUUCUCUGGGCAGUUCUUUCAUCAACAACUGGUCUCUAGACUGGUGCUUGCACUGGGCAAUCGUUUUGGGGAACAUGGUGCUGGUGCUUGUGCAGUUCGUCAUGGCAAAGGCUACUAAGACCACUAAGACCCACCUCACAGGCAUACUGAUGGAAAGCACCUCCUUCCUGAUCAUGCUCCUGAUUACUGCUCGAUUCAGGCUGGACCUGAUCUUCGUCAACUGCGUGAGAUGCGAAUCUGGGCGGAUGUGCCUGGCUGAGGAUCCUCUGUUGUAUUGCGGCUUCAAGGACGGCUCAGAGGAGUGGAAGAGGCUAGCCUACGUCUCCAUAGCCGAUCUCUCGGUUUGGAGCUUGCUGCUGUCUUUGGUAUUCUUUGCCAUGGUGAGGACCUGGAAGUGGCAGUGUGGUGAAGGUGAAGGUGUGACCUCAAGCGGCCGAGUCCACUGGUACGUGCUCUUCGCGGAACCUUGGACCAAGCAUCUGAAGGGCCACUCCGGGUCCUUGCGCCGUGCGGUGCAAGACUUCCCGACCUUCACCGAGCACCUCCAGACGCCAGCAUCCCGGAAGGAGGUCUGGCAACGGUUCAACUCCCACGUGCUCGAGAAGAAGGAGCAGGAUAUGGCAGAGCUUGCCCUGAAGAUGGUGGCGCUCACUGAGCAGAAAGAAGGCAAUGGCACCGACGGCCCCCAGGUACCGAAAGGGACGGAGCACUUGGACGUUGACAUUGCAGACAUGGCCGAGAAGGUUCAAGAGCUCUACCCAAAGAGCAAGUGGUUCUUCCUGUUAGAGCUGUUCUGGUCCUGCUCAUGGUCAUGGUUGCGGACUCUCUUCAGGGUGGCGAUGACAGUGGCAGUCAUGACCCUUCCGAGAGACUCCGGGAACUCCGAUUCAAGGACGAUAGAAUGCUCCUUCGUGCUGAUGGGGUUGUUGGCGUUCGCAGGCUUGAUGAAGGCAAACCGUUGGGAGUUUGUGAACGACUGGGAAAUUCUUCUCUACGCGCUAUCGCUGGGAGUCCUAAUCCUGCUGCAGGCCGGGAACACGGUCUCCGUCGCAGUCCUGGCGAGCGCUACCGUUUUCGUGGCCGUGGCUCCGGUUCUCCUCUACCUUUUCGCAUUUGCCAUCCGCCGCUGCCUCACCAACGUGGAGGCGACGCAGAGCAAGCCCAAGUCACAGGCGUUGGAGGGCAUCAUCCACAAAUGCUUUGCCAAGGAAGCCGACGGAAACGAGGGGCCCACCGUCCAGGCGGUCGACGUCUCCUUCUGA
Symbiodinium natans is the source of this 4533-nucleotide messenger RNA. The record is from the annotation of a GenBank genome assembly. NCBI's taxonomy places the organism in Eukaryota, Dinophyceae, Suessiales, Symbiodiniaceae.